Messenger RNA from Neogale vison (American mink), 2395 nucleotides. It is a transcript of the gene PAPOLB, whose product is annotated as poly(A) polymerase beta. The transcript has a single exon. The coding region runs from base 1 to 1929 and encodes 642 amino acids. NCBI's taxonomy places the organism in Eukaryota, Metazoa, Chordata, Mammalia, Carnivora, Mustelidae. Gene Ontology annotation, molecular function: RNA binding; poly(A) RNA polymerase activity. The record is from RefSeq and is a predicted model, not a curated record. Gene Ontology annotation, cellular component: nucleus.
AUGAUGCCGUUUCCGGUGACAACCCCGGGAUCACAACAGACACCGCCGCCGCCCAAGCGCUAUGGCAUCUCCUCCCCCAUCAGCUUAGCAGCCCCCAAGGAGACUGACUGCGUACUUACCCAGAAGUUAAUUGAAACCCUGAAGCCCUUUGGGGUUUUUGAAGAGGAAGAGGAACUGCAGCGCAGGAUUUUAAUUUUGGAAAAAUUAAAUAAUCUGGUAAAGGAAUGGAUACGAGAAAUCAGUGAAAGCAAGAGCCUUCCACAAGCUGUAAUUGAAAAUGUUGGAGGGAAAAUCUUUACGUUUGGCUCAUACAGGUUAGGAGUACACACGAAAGGCGCUGACAUUGAUGCGCUGUGCGUUGCGCCGAGACAUGUUGAUCGAAGUGACUUUUUCACCUCAUUCUAUGACAAAUUGAAAUUACACGAAGAAGUAAAAGAUUUAAGGGCUGUUGAGGAGGCCUUUGUACCAGUUAUUAAACUGUGUUUUGAUGGUAUAGAGAUUGAUAUUUUGUUUGCUAGGUUGGCACUGCAGACUAUUCCAGAAGAUUUGGACCUAAGAGAUGACAGUCUGCUUAAAAACUUAGAUAUUAGAUGCAUAAGAAGCCUUAACGGUUGCCGGGUGACAGAUGAAAUUUUACAUCUAGUUCCAAACAUUGACAACUUCAGGUUAACUCUCAGAGCCAUCAAACUGUGGGCCAAAUGCCACAAUAUCUAUUCCAAUAUAUUAGGAUUCCUGGGAGGUGUUUCUUGGGCCAUGCUAGUAGCGAGAACUUGCCAGCUCUACCCAAAUGCAAUAGCAUCAACUCUUGUUCGUAAGUUUUUCUUGGUAUUUUCUGAAUGGGAAUGGCCAAAUCCAGUGCUACUGAAAGAGCCUGAAGAGCGGAAUCUUAAUUUGCCUGUAUGGGACCCAAGAGUAAAUCCCAGUGAUAGGUACCAUCUUAUGCCCAUAAUCACACCAGCGUACCCACAGCAGAACUCCACAUACAAUGUGUCUGUUUCAACAAGGAUGGUCAUGAUUGAGGAGUUUAAACAAGGGCUUGCUAUCACACAUGAAAUUUUGCUGAGUAAGGCAGAGUGGUCUAAGCUUUUUGAAGCUCGAAGCUUCUUUCAAAAGUACAAGCAUUAUAUUGUACUCCUAGCAAGUGCACCAACAGAAAAACAACAUCUAGAAUGGGUGGGCUUGGUGGAGUCAAAAAUCCGAAUCCUGGUUGGAAGCUUGGAGAAGAAUGAAUUUAUUACUCUGGCGCAUGUGAAUCCUCAGUCAUUUCCAGCACCUAAAGAAAAUCCUGACAAGGAACAAUUUCGUACAAUGUGGGUGAUUGGGUUAGUGUUAAAAAGGCCAGAAAACUCUGACGUUCUCAGUAUUGAUCUCACCUAUGAUAUCCAGUCUUUCACAGAUACAGUUUAUAGGCAAGCAAUAAAUAGCAAGAUGUUUGAGAUGGAUAUGAAAAUUGCUGCAAUGCAUUUAAGAAGAAAGGAACUUCAUCAACUGCUGCCUAAUCAUGUGCUUCAGAAACGGAAAACCCAUUCAACGGAAGGUGUCACUUUAACAGCUUUGAGUGACAGCAGCCUUGGCUUGUCUACAGACAGUGAAGACAGCAUGUCUGUGCCUUUACCUGCUGGCACUAUGAAGACCGGCCCAGCGACUGGCAGCUCUCAGGGCAGAAACAGUCCUGCUCCUGCUGUAAUGGCAGCAUCUGUGACCGCCGUACAAGUUACUGAAGUUUCCUUGCAACAAGGGACUCCCAGCGAAAGCUUAGGGGGUGCGUCAAGCGAAAGCAUUCCUCAGACUGCCUCACAGCCAGCCCUCCUUCCACUACCAAAGGCCACAGUUGCCAGAGUUGUUUCUUCAACACGUCUGGUAAACCAUCCACCCAGGCCAUCAGGGAGCACUGCGACAAACAUAGCUAAUCCUAUUGUGGGCGUCUAGUCGGCAUUCUCACCUCAUAAAGGACCAAGGAAACUAAAAGAAGAGGAACAGACUCAUAAAGAGACAAGUACAACUCCAUUAGAAACUACUCCGACCGUGCCUGGCCUUGUGGCAAACAUCCAGUACAGAACUUUCUAAUAUCCCGGCUCUCCCUGCAAAUCCUGUUACCAAGAAUUUGGGAAGACAGAUUGAACUGAUACAAACAACCUCAAAGGUCCAUAAACUAUAUCUGCCAACACAACCUGUUGUCUUCAAAUGCUAAAGGAGGAGAACGAAGGGUACCAAACUAGAUUUGACUCAAGCUAGAUUUAGCCUUACUUGGUAACUUCCCUUACUUGGCUAAUUUGAUCAGAGGUCCAGGUUAGUAUGUGAUGCUAGAAGUACUACUACAAAUGCGUCAGCAGCGGUUACAGUAACUUUUAAAGGAGACUGCCCAUAAAGAGAAAAGAGAAAAAGCCCUCCAGCU